CCAGGGGGCGGGACCAGGACCACUACUGGGAGGAGGCGAGCCAGGCCCAGGGCCGUUGCCCGGCAACGCCCGGGCGCCGGGGUCUCCGUGGCCAAGCCCCUCCCUCUGAGGAGGUGGGCUCGGGGUCACGUGACUCGGGUCCUACGUGAGGGGGCGCGGUCGGGGGCCCGGCUGGACGCGACCAGUUAGGGAGGUCCGAGGGGCUCGUGGCUUGUUCUCCGGUCCGGACCCCAGCCCCUCUCGAACGUGGGGAGAACUGAGGCCCGAGUGGGCCGACUGCUUCAUCCAUCCAUCCGUCCACCCAUCCACCCAGGCGGCCAUUCAUCCACCCGACCCCACCUCCGCCUGCCUGGCUGCUGUGGUCACGGCCAGGGUCGGAAGAGGGUCAGGCUGAGGCGCUUCCCAGCCUUUCCCUGGAAGUGAGGAAGGCUGGGAUGGCUGCCGUGACCCGGGAAGGGCGAGCACUUCACUUUUCUGAGAACUGAGGAAGUUCUGGAAGUCCCCCUCUCCUGUUUGUCCUCCUGAGUUUGACGGAUUGAAGCCCCAUGAUGGGGUGGACCUGUGCCUUUUCCAGGGGACAUGCAUGACACCCCUCCCCCCCAACGACCCUGCCGCCUCUGGGAGGGCCAUGAAGGUACUGCUCCUCACCGGGCUGGGAGCCCUGUUCUUCUCGUACUAUUGGGAUGACAACUUCGACCCUGCCAGCCUCCAGGGAGCCCGCGUGCUACUGACGGGGGCCAGUGCGGGGGUCGGGGAGGAGCUGGCGUAUCACUACGCCCGCCUGGGCUCGCACCUGGUGCUCACUGCCCACACGGAGGCCUUCCUGCAAAAGGUGGUAGGGAACUGCCGGAAGCUGGGCGCUCCCAAGGUCUUCUACAUCGCUGCGGACAUGGCCUCCCCUGAGGUGCCCGAGCGCGUGGUGCAGUUUGCGCUGGACAAGCUGGGAGGACUGGACUACCUGGUGCUGAACCACCUCGGCGCCACCCCGGCAGGCAGGCGGUCCGGGAGCGUCCAGGCUACACGGCGGCUCCUGCAGGUGAACUUCUUGAGUUACGUGCAGCUGACUUCGUUGGCGCUGCCCAGCCUGACGGACAGCAAAGGCUCUCUGGUGGUCGUGUCCUCGCUGCUCGGCCAUGUGCCCACAUCCUUCUCUGGCCCGUACUCGGCAGCCAAGUUCGCUCUGGACGGCUUCUUCGGCUCUCUGCGGCGGGAGCUAGUCGUGCAGGACGUGAACGUGGCCAUCACCAUGUGUGUCCUGGGCCUCCGGGACCGCGCCUCCGUCGCCGAGGGAGUCAGGGGCGUCACGAGGGCUAAGGCGGCCCCAGGGCCCAAGGCAGCCCUGGCCGUGAUCCGCGGCGGCGCCACACGCGCCCCCGGCGUCUUCUACCCACGGCGCUUGCACCUGCUCUGCCUGCUCCGGGGCUGGCUGCCGCACCCGAGGGCCUGGUUCGUCCGCCAGGAGUUCAACGUCACCGCUGCCGCUGCCGCCUGAGCUUCUGCGGGUGGUUACCCCUUCAUCUUCCCGGAGGGGAGCCCUCCCUCCAGCCGUCCGGGAGCCGGGACACGACCCGAGACGCCUCGGAGAUGGUGGCCGCGGCUCCAGACAGAGUCAUCAAGACAGAAAAGGAAAACCGAGAAAAACGACCAGCGUCUGGAAACAGUCACCACUCCCGGUGUGCAGGUGCUGAUCGUGUGCCAGGCACCCUGUCCGUCACUUGGAAGAACCUUCGUCAUUCUGGGCCACCACGGACGAACUGGUGGCUGCUUCCAUUUUGCAGACAAGAAAACUGAGGCUCGGAUUGGUGAUGCGACUUACCCCAGGGCCCUGGCCGUGUCACACACGGCACAGCACCCUUGAGCCACCCUGGGAACCCUAUCCGUCUCCCACCUGGACCCACCGCAUCCCUGAUCUCUUCUUUCUGCCCAGUUUUGGAGCAUUUCCCUACCGUUGCUCCAAGAGAGGGGCAGCCUUGAAACUGUCCACCUUCUGAUGGGUUCUGAGGUUGGGGAGGAGGAAAAGAAGGCGUUCUGGGCUGGACCCAGCUUCCUAUUUCAUUAUAAAAAUCCUUCUACCUUGGCACAAAUGUGUUCAAAUGGCUGGGUCCUUUCAGUUUGCUGGUUGCAGGUGGGUCAAGAGGGGACCAGACUUCUCAACCCUAUUUUAUUUUUUUAAACAUUG
Messenger RNA from Hyaena hyaena (striped hyena), 2179 nucleotides. RefSeq names its product hydroxysteroid 11-beta dehydrogenase 1 like (gene HSD11B1L). NCBI's taxonomy places the organism in Eukaryota, Metazoa, Chordata, Mammalia, Carnivora, Hyaenidae. Gene Ontology annotation, cellular component: intracellular membrane-bounded organelle. Gene Ontology annotation, molecular function: oxidoreductase activity. The transcript has 10 exons. The record is from RefSeq and is a predicted model, not a curated record. Bases 584 to 1492 code for a protein of 302 amino acids.